Molecule: messenger RNA, 4512 nt
Organism: Copidosoma floridanum
Lineage: Eukaryota; Metazoa; Arthropoda; Insecta; Hymenoptera; Encyrtidae
Source: RefSeq, a predicted model, not a curated record
AUGAGUGAGGAAAAAAGUGUGGUAAUCAGUGGAUUUAGAGCAUCUGGACACUACCCGCUUAAUUUUGAAGCUGUAAAUUACAAUGUGUUAAACAAAAAGAAGCGACCCAAUGAAACUGUAGUUCAACAAUCCGACUCAUGCAAUUUCAACCUACUUGAAGCAUUUCAGAAGAGUUUACCAAUUGAAACCCUUGCCAAGUUUCACACUGCAUAUGAAGCUGGAUCUUGGACGGGCAAUAUAGAAAAAAAAGCUAUGUUAGAGUAUUGGGUGAAGCUUAGUGGAAAAUCUUUCGAUGAGAUUGAUAAUGAGUGUCGUGUUAUUGAUAGUUUGAAUAUGCCUAACACUCAUCAAGUACCCGAAGAUCCUGCAUUAAUAAUUAACACUCCUAAUCACCUACCACUACGUACUUCUCCAUUACCUAUCAAUGUUGAGCAAUUAAUUCAUGCUGAUAGUUUACCUUUGUUGACUGAAAACAUUGACUCAAACGAUCAAAUAAGAAAUCUUUUACAAGAUAAUAAUGUUCCUAUGUUGCAACAGUCAGGUAUAGUUCAAAUCUCUUCAGAUGAUAUUCUUAAUGCAGACAUUACAAGUAGAGAUUUGCCAUACUGUAAUGAGCAGGACGAAUUACAAAGUAUAGGUCAAACUCAACCGCUCGGCAACAUUCAACCGGGCAGCAACGCUUGGCAGAAUCGGGUUGGGAGUUCGGCUCGGUCGCAGGAUGAUAGAUCGGCUCCUCCAGUGUUCUUGUGCACCUACUGCAACCAGCAACACUUUAUUGCUUGCUGUCCGGCAUUCGCGGCCCUCUCCAUUGACCAACGAUACCAGUUCGUGGAUGAAAAGCCUUUGUGCUUCAACUGUUUGGGCCGCCAUGCUGCUGCUAAGUGUAUGGACACGAAGAGGUGCCAAACCUGUGCAGUAGCCCAGGUACGUGCUCCAGCUGCACAUCAUCAUCUUAUGCUUCUGAUCGAUCAAGGUUCAGAAUUAUCAUAUAUUUCGGAAGAUGCUGUGAAGCGUCUGCAGCUGACGUGCACGAAGUCCAACAUCUGUAUCCUGGGCAUUGGAGGCAACGUAGUCAGUAAAGCACUUGGUAAAGUAGAACUCAGAUUGUUUUCAUUAUAUUCUGACUCCAGCGUCGAUGUGGUGCUCUACGUCUUGCCUAGAGUAACAGCUCCACUACCAUCUUUUCAAUACUUGCUACUUUACACUGACUACUAUUCAGCUAUAAUCACCUCAGAUAUGCUCAGAGGUUCUUUAUCAGAACCUAUCGCUCAACGUAUACUGUUUGGUUGGAUUUUAUUGGGUUGCAUUAACCAGUCUGUUACAAAGAUUAAUCGUCACACUCAUCAUAUCGUUUCAAAAAUAGAAGAUAAACUUCAGGAAUUACUCAUCAACUUCUGGAUUCAAGAAGAGGUCCCUUCAAAGUCAAGCUCGCAGCUUACACCAGAGGAACAGGAGUGUGAGGAACACUUCGUGCGAACUCACUCUCGGGAUAGCACCGGAAGAUAUGUGGUGAAACUUCCUCUGAAGCAAUCUCCAUCUCUGCUGGGCAACUCAGUCAACCGUGCUCGUAAAUGCUUCGAUCGCACGGUGGCCAGGCUCAAAACAGACGACAAGUACGACAAGCUCUAUACAGAUUUCAUGAAUGAAUAUUUGAGUCUUGGCCAUAUGCGACCGGUGCCUGCAGAUGAGCUCAACAUCAAGCCUCAUUUUUAUCUGCCUCAUCACGGCGUAUUGAAGAAAGAUGGAGACAACGCCAAAAUCAGGGUGGUUUUCAAUGGAUCAGCCCUUACUUCCUCUGGACAUUCACUCAACAGCAUAACUCACACGGGACCUAAUCUACUGCCCAACAUAACAGAUAUACUCUUCUGGUUACGCACAUUCAAAUGGACUUUCUCUGCGGACAUCUCCAAGAUGUAUCGUCAGAUCAAGGUUCAUCCAGACGAUUGGGAUCUUCAGCGAAUCAUCUGGCAUAGCAAAACUCACGAGGAAGAUCACUUCCAGCUCACCACAGUGACCUACGGGACGAGGCCUACUCCAUUUCUGGCCACACGCUCACUGCUGCAGCUGGUGAAGGAUGAAGGGCACCGUUACCCCCAGGCGGCCCGGAUUCUCACCAGCGGCAGAUAUGUGGACGACAUUUUUGGUGGAGCGGAGACUCCAGAUGAGUUGAACGAGCAGGCCCUCCAACUCAAGGAGCUGUGCAUGGCGGGCGGAUUGCCCCUGGCUAAGUGGCACUCAAACUCGCCAGGAUUCAGUUACUCAAACUCCAGUGAAGAAUUAUACACACUCAAGCCUCUCAGUCAAACUUCAACGAAGAGAACAAUUCUUUCAGAAAUAUCUCAAAUCUUCGAUCCUCUUGGAAUAGUUGCUCCAGUGAUUGUUGCAGCCAAACUCAUCAUUCAGGAAUUGUGGCUACAAAUACGAGAUGAUCUAGCCAAACUCUCCGGAGUGACAGUUCCUAGAUGGCUUGGAGCACAUCCUUCUUCUACAGUGGAACUCCAUGGCUUUGCUGAUGCGUCUCAGGAUGCUAUGGGUGCUGUGAUUUAUCUGGUGAUAAAGUUAGACUCAGCCACGUCAAGCUCAUUCGUCUGCUCCAAGACGAAAGUAUCACCACUGAAGAGGAUGUCAAUACCAAGGUUAGAGUUAACAGCAGCUCUCAUCCUGGCUAAACUCACUAAGUAUGUCACCGACCAACUCACACUCCAUAUCAGCAACAUUCACUUAUGGACAGAUUCGUCAGUCACACUCUAUUGGAUUUCUUCUCAUCCAAAUAAGUGGAAGGAUUUCGUCAGGAAUCGAGUUGCAGCGAUUCGGGAUUUGGCUCUGGUGGCAUGGACCAGAGUGGAUGAUACAACCCCAGGAUGGCAGCAUUGGUGUCAUCAGUCUCGGACUCAGGAGUUCCUGCUCAGGCUCACUCAGUCCAGCUCCACAUUGCACAAACUCUAUCGUAUCACAGCCACCCUCUUACUUGCUUGUGCCAAGUUCAAAGCCUUACUCACACACCAGGAAUCAUCCGUAGCUGUCACUGCAGAACUCAUCACUCAAGCUAAGCUCUUACUCAUCAGAUUAACUCAACAGGAAUGUUUCAAGGAGGAAAUCAAGAUGCUCAAAUCAGGUUCUCUCCCAAAGGACCAUGUUUUCCACCGGUUGAUGGCAUAUACUGAUGAUGCUGGAAUACUGCGUGUGGGAGGCAGACUCAUGAAUGCCGGGCUCAGACCUGAUGCAAAACACCCUGCCCUACUUCCUCGUCAAGCUCAAUUCACCAGUUUGGUUAUCGAUCAGGCUCAUCGGCAAACUCUACAUGGAGGAACUCAGCUCACUCUUAGCAAAACUCGUCAAGAGUUUUGGAUAAUCGGUGGAAGGGCCCCCAUCCGAUCCAGAAUCCUCUACUGUGUCAAAUGUGCCAGGUACCAGGCACAAAGAGCACAACAACUCAUGGGACAGUUAUCCAAGGCCAGGGUGACUCCCUCCAGACCGUUUGCUCACACAGGUAUCGACUACGCAGGUCCGAUACAUCUCAAAUCUUGGCGCGGCAGAGGAUCGAAGACAUACAAGGGUUGGAUGUGUGUGUUCGUGUGUUUUUCGACCUCUGCUGUGCAUCUCGAAGCAGUGACAGAUUACUCUACCGAAGGAUUCUUGUCAGCGUAUUGGCGAUUUGUCUCACGUCGGGGACGUCCAUUUAAGUUGUAUUCUGAUUGUGGGACGAACUUCGCUGGUGCAGACAGGGCUCUUCAACAGUUAUACUCAGAAGCAAUCAGUCAAAAUUCUCAUCUAUCAGCCAUGCUCGCCCAAGAUGGAACGUCAUGGCACUUCAACCCUCCAGCUGCUCCUCACAUGGGAGGAAAAUGGGAGGCAGUAGUGAAGUCGAUGAAACACCAUCUCCAUCGGACUAUGGGAGAGACUCUUUACACGCUUGAAGAGAUCACGACGUUGCUUACUCAAAUCGAAGCAAUACUUAACUCUAGACCACUAGAACCACUUACCAAUGAUCCAGAGGAUUUAGACACGCUCACUCCAGGACACUUCUUAGUCGGAUCGGCGCUAAACUCACCACCACAGCCGUGCUUGUUGGAUUUACCUCCAGCAAGGCUCACUCGCUGGCAGCUGAUCCAAGCUCAAAAACAAAGGUUUUGGAAGCAGUGGUCUACACAGUACUUGCUUAGAUUAAACUCAAUCUCCAAGUGGCAUACUCCAGCUCAUGACAUCAAGACAGGCUCAUUGGUGCUUAUAACUAGUGAGACUCUACCACCAGGAAAGUGGCCGCUGGCCAGAGUCGUCGAUGUCCACCCAGGCAAGGAUGGCCUGGUUAGAGUGGUGACUCUCAAGACCUCAGUGGGCGCGCUCAGGAGACCAAUUCACAAGUUGGUGCCACUGCCGGUCUACGGCUGUUGUCAGCCGUUGACUGACGGCGGGCGGAAUGUUGGAAUGAGAGCGACCGACAGUUUUCGCAGACUGUACUACCAGGAACAUGGCACCUGGCGGAUACUUUUUAGUAUCCUGACAAGAAUGUGA